This is a messenger RNA of Athene cunicularia (burrowing owl), 985 nucleotides long. RefSeq names its product NADP dependent oxidoreductase domain containing 1 (gene NOXRED1). Lineage: Eukaryota; Metazoa; Chordata; Aves; Strigiformes; Strigidae. The record is from RefSeq and is a predicted model, not a curated record.
AUGUGGCAGAGCACAGCAGACCUAAAGAAGCAGGGGCUUGUGUGCUUUUACAAAAGUGCUCCGCUGGUGGCCUGGGAGGACAUUGUGUUCCUCUGCUGUCUCCCACCACGUGCUGUCUGUUCCAUCGUUCAGCCUGCCAUCCAGAAACCCUGCAUUGUGUCCAGACUCGUCACUGCCAUCCCUCUCCUCAGCAAUGAGGAUCAAGCUGAAGCAUCUCCUUCUCUGCAGUACUGGUGCUCUGGCCAGGAGCCUUCCAAUGAGUGGGGGGUCAAAGGAACAGUCCCAGCCAUGCUGCGAGACCCUGCUGCUGCAAAGGCAACGUGUACCUGCAGCUCCCAAGGUAAAAACUCAAUCAAUGCUGAAUGGCUGGUGGCCAUUUUCUACAUAGCCUUGAACAGCAGCAUGUUGCAGAGCUUACCUCACCAGAAGGUACUGAAGUUACCCAAUAACCUCUGAUUUCCUGAAUGCUGCCCCAUCUGUGCAGAGCAGAAAACUUCCUACACAUGGUUUGUUAAGAGUUUUGUCAGUAAAGGUUUUUCCUUGUCAGUGACUCAAGAGGAAACCUUCCCCUGGUUUGACCUGACAGCUGCACAACUGAGAGAGUGACCCUUUAGCCAGCUGCUAAAGAGUGAGUUUGUCCAGCACCAUCUUGCUGUACUACACCAGGCAUCCUUUGGAGACUGACCUACAAAGUAGUGAGGGCUGAUCAGCACCAAGACAUCUCUUACUUCAGCUGUAGUGGAGCCUGGUGUGACAUUUGAUGACAAAUCUCCAUUCUCCAUAGCUACUUCCAACAUUUUCUCAGAAAUUCCAGAGGAAAUUGCUGACUAUGAUUCUAAAUCCUCAUAAACAAUAACGAAGCCCAUCGCAGAAUGCUUUGCUGAGAUCUCAUCUCAGCCCCCUUAUGGGACUGAGGGGUGCAAGAACCAGCACUGUUCACUCUUGUACUGUUUAAAAUAUUCCUGGCAAUAACCCUAUGUACACA